Salmo salar (Atlantic salmon) is the source of this 1155-nucleotide messenger RNA. RefSeq lists its product as uncharacterized. Lineage: Eukaryota; Metazoa; Chordata; Actinopteri; Salmoniformes; Salmonidae. The record is from RefSeq and is a predicted model, not a curated record.
UGGGAGUCAUAUCAUGUAUUAUAUUAUCAAUCUAAGGCUGUUGGGAGUCACGUAGUGGCCAGGGUUGUGCUAAUUUCACAAUUUCCCCUUCACUGUGGUUGGUUGAUAGAGUUUCACUACCUAAAGUCACACAGACGCAGGACUUUGCAGGGAGAAGACACAGCUAUAGACGUAUAUUAGAGUUGAGGUUAGAAGUAGAAGUUACUGUAUUUCACCACAAGUGUGUUAAGAUGUCAGAGGGAGUCUAUGAAAACUCAGAUGGAUUUGAAUACGAUGAGCCUGAUGCAAUGAAAAACACAGAGAUUGAUGGCCAAUUAUAUUCCAAUGUAAGAGCCUUCAAGCCCAGUUCAAGAGAUGGAGUUGUUGCUUCAGAUGGAGUCAUUGGUCAUCACGACUCAACAGAGAGAGACCAGCUACAGACCAGUUACAGCCUUCUGACUAAAGAGAGAGACCAGCUACAGACCAGUUACAACAAGCUGACUAAAGAGAGAGACCAGCUACAGACCAGUUACAGCCUUCUGACUAAAGAGAGAGACCAGCUACAGACCAGCAGUAACACCCUGACUAAAGAGAGAGACCAGCAACAGAAAGAGAAAAAUUAUCUCAUGAGAAAGUUCUCUAAUCUGAAACAAACCUGCCCUAAAGACUGGAAGAAGUUUGAAUCCAGUUGGUACUUCCUGUCUACUGAGACUAAAACCCGGGGGGAGAGCAAAGAUGACUGUCUGGAGAGAGGAGCAGACCUGGUGAUCAUCAACAGUGAUAAGGAACAGGAGUUUCUCUUCAACCCCAACAAGGGUUUCUGGAUUGGUCUGACUGACACUGUUACUGAGGGGACCUGGAAAUGGGUGGACGGCAACCCACUGACCACCCCAAAGUACUGGGGGAGUGGACAGCCUAAUGGUGGUGGAGUGGAGAACUGUGUGUUGUUAACUCACAGUUCAUCAGACCAAGGACAUGGCAGGACUAUCCGUGUUCAUUUAACCGUUCCUGGAUCUGUGAGAUAGUUCUUUCUCACUUUUAGUUAUGAUGUUGAUUGUCAUGCUGAAAGUCAUGAUACCAGCUACAGGGCCUUCAGAAAGUAUUCACUGCCUAGACCUUUUCCACAUUUUGUUGUUUACACGCUGAAUUUUUAAAUCGAUUAAAUUGAGAUUUUAC